Molecule: messenger RNA, 546 nt
Organism: Balearica regulorum gibbericeps (East African grey crowned-crane)
Lineage: Eukaryota; Metazoa; Chordata; Aves; Gruiformes; Gruidae
Source: RefSeq, a predicted model, not a curated record
UAAAGCUAAAUGGGUCCAGUCACUGGAAUGACGCCGGAUAAGAAAGCUGAAACGCCAGGAGCAGAAAAAGCUGCAGGAUUACGGCAGUGUCACGGGAUGGGAAGCUUGCCUGAUGCAGGCGAUGCCGGCAGGCCAAAGGCCACUGUGGUGGACAGAGAUUCAGCAGAUGACGAGCUCACGAAUUUGAACUGGCUGCAUGAAAGUACUAACCUUCUAACAAACUUCAGCCUCGGAAGUGAGGGUCUUCCAAUCGUUAGCCCCUUGUAUGACAUUGAGGGCGACAGCGUGCCAUCUUUCUCGCCGUCCUGCUACCAGAACCCCGAAAAAAAAUCCUCCACUUCCAAACCCCCUUACUCUUUCAGCCUUCUCAUUUACAUGGCGAUCGAGCAUUCCCCCAACAAGAGCUUGCCAGUCAAAGAAAUCUACAGCUGGAUCCUGGAGCGCUUCCCCUACUUCGCCACGGCACCCACUGGCUGGAAGAACUCAGUCCGACACAACCUCUCCUUGAACAAGUGUUUCCGAAAGGUGGAGAGAAGCCAUGGCAAG